CCGCCAAGCAUCUAUCCGCCACCACAGGCCUCUCCCUACUCCUGUGUAGCACUGUGGAUAUAAUCAUGUUUGUAGCCAAAAGCAUUGCUGCGGACCACAAGGAUUUAAUCCAUGAUGUCUCUUACGACUUCCACGGCCGAAGAAUGGCGACAUGCUCCAGUGACCAAAGUGUCAAGGUGUGGGAUAAAAGUGAAAAUGGAGAAUGGCACUGCACAGCAAGCUGGAAGACACACAGUGGUUCCGUGUGGAGAGUGACUUGGGCUCAUCCAGAGUUUGGACAAGUUUUGGCUUCAUGCUCAUUUGACAGAACAGCUGCCGUGUGGGAAGAGAUUGUGGGAGAGUCCAAUGACAAACAGAGAGGACAGAGCCACUGGAUAAAGAGGACCACAUUGGUAGACAGUCGAACGUCAGUGACAGAUGUGAAGUUUGCUCCUAAACACAUGGGUCUGAUGCUGACCACCUGCUCUGCUGAUGGUGUGGUGAGGAUUUAUGAAGCCCCUGAUGUCAUGAACUUGAGUCAGUGGUCACUGCAGCACGAGAUCUCCUGCAAGCUGAGCUGCAGCUGCAUCUCCUGGAAUCCCUCUAGCUCACGAGCCCAUCCUCCAAUGUUUGCUGUAGGAAGUGAUGACAGCAAUGUAGCAUAUGGUGGAAAAGUUCAGAUUUACGAAUACAACGAAAAUACAAGGAAAUACGCUAAAGCAGAAACUCUAAUGACAGUCACGGAUGCCGUUCAUGAUAUUGCUUUUGCUCCAAACUUGGGAAGGUCUUUUCAUGUUCUUGCCAUUGCGACCAAAGAUGUCAGAAUAUUUAAACUGGUGCCUUUGAGGAAGGAGAGCACAUCUUCAGGACCAACUAAAUUUGAGGUGCAGAUUGUGGCUCAGUUUGAUAACCACAACUCCCAGGUGUGGAGGGUAAGCUGGAACAUCACCAGCACUUUACUGGCUUCCUCUGGGGAUGAUGGAUGUGUGCGACUAUGGAAAGCCAACUACAUGGACAACUGGAAGUGCACAGGGAUCCUCAAAGGCGAUGGGAGUCCUCUCACUGGAUCCUCUGGUCAGCUCACAGCCAUGAGCACUAUGAUGGGCUCCUCUCUCCAGUCCCAAAGUGCCAUCAAUGGCAUGUCUGCUGGAAGGUAUUUCUUUCCUGCUCUGGAUUCUCCCAGAGUCGGGAGCAGGUAUGGGCACCUUCUGCCUCCCCCUUCUCUCAUAGAGAACUGUGAAGCUGAGCCCAUCCAGCCUCCACCACAGCCACAGGUGCAGAUCUACAGACAUCCUUCUAGGGCCCUGCUACCUCUGCCAGAGGCGGAAGGACUGUAAAUACAUUUUGAAAGUGCUUCAAAUAAAAACCUUCACAAUUUGUGUAUGUUUAGAACUACAAAUAGGUUGAUCAAUGUCUGAUAAAGUCUAAUGGUUCAUAUUUUAAACACUAGCAACUACUCUGCAAUUGUGGAUCGUA
Molecule: messenger RNA, 1455 nt
Organism: Periophthalmus magnuspinnatus
Lineage: Eukaryota; Metazoa; Chordata; Actinopteri; Gobiiformes; Gobiidae
Gene: seh1l
Product: SEH1-like (S. cerevisiae)
Exons: 9
Coding region: 66-1316 (416 amino acids)
Biological process (GO): positive regulation of TORC1 signaling; cellular response to amino acid starvation
Cellular component (GO): nuclear pore outer ring; Seh1-associated complex
Molecular function (GO): structural molecule activity; protein binding
Source: RefSeq, a predicted model, not a curated record